Messenger RNA from Anisakis simplex (herring worm), 3636 nucleotides. The record is from the annotation of a GenBank genome assembly. NCBI's taxonomy places the organism in Eukaryota, Metazoa, Nematoda, Chromadorea, Rhabditida, Anisakidae.
AUGCUAACAGCAAGUGGUAGAUGUUUGAUAGUGAAAAUUAGUGUUUUGAAGUGGAGAAGAGGAGAUAAGAUUGGUGUAGUGGCAGACGAGAACGUACGAUUGCUCGCAGAAAGCGACGUCGACAGCGAUCAGGCGUGGGCCUCUUCCUCCGCUUCGUCGUCAAGUCGUCGCACCGACUCGUCGACGUCCGCUCGUUCAGCUGUUCAUCCAGAUAAAGCAUCUCGUCAAUAGCAAGUUUACAGAAGUAAAAUGAAUAAGCAGAAGAAGUGUUUUCAGGCCCUUACGUGGAUUGGUACAUUGCUAACGUUUGGUGCAUUUCGUUUAUUUCUUUAUUGGUACCCGAAAUUGUUCGUAAAAUGUACAGCAUCUCGUUGUGCCCUCAGCAAUGCAGAUAGAAUAUUUGUCAGAGAUGAUCAUCUGAAUGUAACAUUUCGCCCAAUUCAUACGUUGGUCAGCCAGCCAGAUUCACAAGUGGCGUUACCGAGUAAUGCAUUCCAUAUGAGCGAUGUUGAUAAGUUGCGAUAUUUCACGUACAAAAAAUUAUCGUUUAUAUGGCAUCCCACUGAGAUGAAAUUCAUGAGUAUUGAAUCUAUCGAUAGUGAUAUGGCUUUAUCAUGUUUUCACGAAGUCGCUGAAAGUGGUCUCUCAGAUGCGGACGUCAAAAAACGUUUUUUGAUAUAUGGUAAAAACGUCAUUGAAGUUAAAUUGAAACCAAUCAUCGUUUUACUAUUCAAAGAAGCCAUUUCACCGUUUUACAUCUUCCAAAUUUUCAGUGUAUCGGUUUGGUUCUCAGAUGAAUAUGAAAUCUAUGCAAGUAUAAUUGUGAUAAUGUCCGUGAUGUCAAUAACACUCGAUGUAUACCAAACGCGAAAGCAAGAGAUCAACCUGAGAAGUAUGGUGAAUUCUUGUGAGACAGUACAAGUGAUUCGAGAUGGUGGUCAGCUGAAAGUGAUUAGCAGCGAACAGCUUGUCCCUGGAGAUGUGAUCGUUAUUCCUUCGCAUGGAUGUACGAUGCAGUGUGAUGCGGUACUCAUGAACGGCACGGUGAUCGUCAAUGAAUCCAUGCUCACUGGUGAAUCUGUUCCAGUCACCAAAGUUGCAUUACCAGAAGUCGACGACGAGACCGUAGUGUACUACUCAACCAAAGAACAUUCACGUCAUACGCUUUUUUGUGGAACGCAAGUCUUACAGACUAGAUAUUAUAGCGGCAGAUUAGUGAAGGCAGUUGUAUUGCGUACAGCUUAUUCAACACUAAAAGGACAGUUGGUACGCUCGAUAAUGUAUCCGAAACCAGUAGAUUUCCGCUUUACAAAAGAUUUGUUCAAGUUCGUCGGCUUUUUGGCAUGUAUUGCUGCUUUCGGAUUCAUUUAUACGAUUGCGAUCAUGAUAGCGCGUGGUUCAAAUGUGAAGAAAAUCCUUGUCUGUUUCGAUAAGACGGGCACACUCACCGAAGACGGACUCGAUUUUCAUUGUAUGCGACCGGUACGAAACGCGGUUGAUAAUGCAAAGGGACCAAAUUUUGAUGGUGAAUUCACGGCUUUCAUAUCAGAUGAAAUGUCUGCUUAUGGGGAAUUGAUCAAAGCAAUCUCCACGUGUCACAGUCUGACAAGGAUCCAGGGUGAGUUAUGCGGUGAUCCGCUAGAUCUGAUUUUAUUCAAACAUACUGGUUGGUCGAUCGAUGAAACAGUCGAUAGCGGAGUGGACGAAACGGCUCGUUUUGAUGUGAUUCAACCGACCGUUGUUCGGAGUGUACCUGGACAUUUUGGAUUUCAAGAUCAAGUUGAACUCGCAAUUAUAAGGCAAUUCACAUUUAGUUCAUCACUUCAAAGAAUGACUGUCAUUGUGCACAAUCCAAAUGAACAGUCCCAUAGUAUGACGCUGUAUUGUAAAGGAUCUCCUGAAAUUAUCGCUUCUUUGUGUCAACCUAAAACGAUUCCUCAUAAUUAUUCGAAUCUCGUGAGUGAUUAUGCACAACAUGGUUAUCGUCUCAUCGCUGUUGCGUAUCGAAAACUCGAAUUGAGUUUCGCAAAAUCGCAGAAAGUUAGUCGAGAAGUGGUGGAAUGUGAUCUUGAAUUACUCGGUUUGAUUGUGAUGGAAAAUCGACUGAAACGACAAACUGUUGGUGUUAUUCAUCAGUUGAAUAAAGCACAUAUUCGAACGGUGAUGGUGACUGGUGAUAAUCUUUUGACUGCGUUGAGUGUUGCACGUGAGUGUGCUAUCAUACAACCAACAAAACGUGCAUUCAUUCUUGAGACUGAAACAUCAUCACUUCAUAAGGAUGGCUGCUGCAGUGAUAAACGAACACCGUUGAUCCUCAAACAGUCGGUGUCAUCGUCUGAGGAUGUCAACGAUGAUUGCUCAUCAACAGUGGAUGUCGAAUCAGGUCAUCUAGUUGACUCCACCUACCAACUGGCUGUCUCUGGGCCAACAUUCGCAGUGGUUUGUCAUGAGUAUCCAGAGUUGGUGGAUAAGCUGGUAACGGUAUGCGAUGUUUAUGCACGUAUGUCACCCGAUCAGAAACAAUUACUCGUCAAUAAAUUACAAGAGGUCGAUUAUACAGUGGCGAUGUGUGGUGAUGGAGCGAAUGACUGUGCUGCACUCAAGGCUGCGCAUGCGGGUAUCUCUCUGUCAGAAGCUGAAGCAUCAAUCGCUGCACCGUUCACAUCGAAAAUUGCUGAUAUUCGAUGCGUUCCAAUGAUUAUUCGCGAAGGUCGAGCCGCUUUGGUAACGUCAUUCGGAGUUUUCAAAUACAUGGCUGGAUAUUCACUGACCCAAUUUAUAACUAUAUUACAUCUAUACUGGUUGAGUACGAACCUAACUGACUUUCAAUUUCUUUUUAUUGACAUGGCGUUGGUGACACUGGUUGCACUAUUUUUCGGUAAUACACCGUCAUGUCAGAAACUUUCCUCUCAAGCGCCUCCAACACGACUUCUAUCACUUGCAUCUGUUUUAUCGAUUGUUGGUCAACUCACCAUUAUAACCUCAUUUCAGGUGUUCAUAUUUCUGUUCACAGCACUUCAACCGUGGUUUAUUCCUUAUGCAGUACCGAUUGGUGACGAAAACGAAGAUAAGCGUAGCAUGCAGGGUACAGCAAUAUUUUGUCUUUCAACUUUUCAAUACCUGACAUUAGCUGUAAUCUACAGUAAAGGCAUUCCAUAUCGAAAGACAAUCUUUAGCAAUCUACCACUUUGUCUCAGUUUAGUGGCAUUAACAGUAAUGUCGAUUGUGAUUUGUAUUUAUCCUCCGCCAUUCAUGGUACCGUUCAUGGAAUUCGAAGUCUUACCAGAAAUUGGCUAUCGAUUAUUUAUUCUGAUUGUCGCAUUUGUUUGUGCUGUUUUUUGUUAUCUUUAUGAAACUUUCUUCAUCGAUCAUCUUAUACUCGACGUUCGAGAAAGGUGGCGAAAAGCAAGAGACUUACGAACGGGUUCGUCCCAAAUGAAUCGUUUCGAGAAGAUUCUCCACACGAUCGGCGGUGAGCCAUCGUGGGUGAUCACUGCGACGAGCGCUGUCUCCAUUGACGGAGCGCAGACACGCAAUUAUUGCGUUGAUUCAGCGAACGAUAGCAGCACAACGGAUGUUUGUUUAGAGCAUUCUGAGACGAUCGAGACGCUUCUGGUGCCUAGUUGUAAGUGUUGA